Messenger RNA from Adineta ricciae, 2736 nucleotides. The record is from the annotation of a GenBank genome assembly. NCBI's taxonomy places the organism in Eukaryota, Metazoa, Rotifera, Eurotatoria, Adinetida, Adinetidae.
AUGUUAAUUUGGCAAUCACAUCUUCAUUUCAUCACUCCAAAGAUUAAUCAUAUGGAAAAAUCUAUUUCAGUGAAACUUAUUUUCAGCAUGUGUCAACAUCAUUCAGUUUUCCAUUUCAACGGACCAUAUUCAGUAAUGCUUAUUACAUAUCUAUUAGUCUACAAUGGUAUUAUAGCAAUAUCUGCAGAAACAUCUUCCGAACCGACGUGGUCUAGCAAUAUUCAAGAUCUGUCAUUGAAUACAUUGGACUCGAAGUCCAAAAAUAAAAUUAUUGAAAUUCAUCCAAUCAAUGAAGGUUUCAUACUUCUUCCGGAAAAUCUCGAUAAACCCAUAGCGAGCAAAUCAAAGCUGAGUGUACCAUCAAAAACGUUUCAAGCUGCUGCAACAUACAACACGUCAACGACAACAUGUACAACAGUACCAAAGACAAAAACAACCACUUCCACGUCCACGACUAAUCAUUCACUCGGUUAUCUUGGUAGACGAUUGUUGAAUGAGCCUAGCUACGAUACCGAUCUCGAUACUUCAUCCCAACAUCAACAUUUGCUUCAGGCGGACAACGAGAUCAACGAAUUUCUUCAAGUCAACGAAGAAGAUAUGUUCAAAGCACUGGAAAACGUUGAGCUCACAACAGAUGGAAGCGGAGAAACAUCAUAUUCGACAGCUGAGUACAGUAGUGAAGUGACAUCGACAUUGGCAAUAGGGUCAGUAACCACAGAUACUUCAGCAGCUGCAGUGGAAGGAACGACCAGUACACCUUCACCUUCAACAAUGGGAGUAGUAACUACAGAUAUUUCAGCGACUACAGCGGAGGAAGCGACCAGUACACCUUCACCUUCAACAAUGGGAGUAGUAACUACAGAUAUUUCAGCAACUACAGCGGAGGAAGUGACCAGUACACCUUCACCUUCAACAAUGGGAGUAGUAACUACAGAUAUUUCAGCGACUACAGCGGAGGAAGCGACCAGUACACCUUCACCUUCAACAAUGGGAGUAGUAACUACAGAUAUUUCAGCAACUACAGCGGAGGAAGUGACCAGUACACCUUCACCUUCAACAAUGGGAGUAGUAACUACAGAUAUUUCAGCAACUACAGCGGAGGAAGCGACCAGUACACCUUCACCUUCAACAAUGGGAGUAGUAACUACAGAUAUUUCAGCGACUACAGCGGAGGAAGCGACCAGUACACCUUCACCUUCAACAAUGGGAGUAGUAACUACAGAUAUUUCAGCAACUACAGCGGAGGAAGCGACCAGUACACCUUCACCUUCAACAAUGGGAGUAGUAACUACAGAUAUUUCAGCGACUACAGCGGAGGAAGCGACCAGUACACCUUCACCUUCAACAAUGGGAGUAGUAACCACAGAUACUUCAGCAGCUGCAGUGGAAGGAGCGACCAGUACACCUUCAGCAAUAGAAGUAAUAACUACAGAAAAAUCAACCACGGUCGAAGGAACGACGAGUACGCCCGCAACAACAGGAGUAGUAAUUACAGAAACAUCAGCAACUGCAGUCCAAGAAACGACAGGAGCUUCGUUAAUAUCAGAACCAGUAACUACGGAAACUGAUCACUCGAUCACUUCAGCUAUUACCUCACAAACACUCUUAUCAACCACUACUACGACACCAAUGACAACCACGAUACCCGAUGAAACAGAUUUACCAAAUGUGACAACCAUUUUGCUGAUAUUGAAUUGUUCGAAUGCUAAUGAAACUCUAGCAGAUAUAAUAGCAGGUGUGAGUAAAAGCAAUUCAUUAUAUGAGAUUGAACCUAUUUAUAAUCAGCCAUUGUCAUGUGCAACGCCCGGAAAAGUAAAUGUGACGCUGGUUGUGCGAACUCCAAAUAAUAACGUUACAUUAUUGAAUGAUUUGUAUGAAAUCAUUGAUAAUCUAACCAGAGGCCGAGAUGUCACGGUAUUUAGUAAGAAUCCAUGCGGAAGAGAUGAUGAGAUGGUUCUUGUCAUGAAUACAACGUCGUGUUUUCUUAUCGACACAUGUAGUUUAUGCGGUGUAAAUCCAGUGCGUGGAGUGUGUAAUCCGUCACAGAACAUCGAGAAAUGCCGAUGUUAUGUGAACGAGGCCGAUCCGUCAUCACCGUAUGAAGGUAAUUUGUGUUCAAAGCCACGCCCGAAACCAGUCGCAUCUACAUACUCACUCUCGCGUUGGACUCCGAUUAUCAUUGGUGUUCUGGCUGGCUUAACUGGCCUGUUUGCUGCGGUGACAUGCUGCCUUUGGGCAAUGGCAGCAUGGCGUCGCCGACGACAUCAUCAUCCCGAAGAGUUUCAGAUUCGUCGUAUAUGGCAUUUGCCCCGUGCUAAAGUUCCAACGCCCGUAACCGCGGACAAUGCUCCAACCAAUUUAGAACCGACAAACUCUACUGCAAGCACUCAUCCACCUGAGUCCGAACCGACGGAUAGUAAUACAACAGAUAGCACGUUUUUCAAAGAUCUUGAUCAAAGGAUGGGUGAAAAACUACGCGCAACGAUAACAAGACCUAACACGAAUGCUGUACUUGCUAGUUUGCCGUCGGACACAGCAUCAACAUUGAGUAGCUACGAUCCCAUCGAUGAGCUUGACGCUAUUAUCGACAACGAAGAUAUAAACCCGACGUUUCACGAUCCAUUAGAUGAACUCUACGACGAUAAUGAAAUGCUCGAAGUAAUGAAUCCAAAUUUGAAACUACCGAGACCGAAUGUCGACUCAAAACCAACUGGUCUCUUCUCGCUUCUUAAAUAA